Prunus dulcis (almond) is the source of this 805-nucleotide messenger RNA. RefSeq lists its product as uncharacterized. The record is from RefSeq and is a predicted model, not a curated record. Lineage: Eukaryota; Viridiplantae; Streptophyta; Magnoliopsida; Rosales; Rosaceae. The transcript has a single exon. Bases 82 to 552 code for a protein of 156 amino acids.
CUGAGUUUUGAGAGUUUCGAGAGUAAUAGUAGUUGUAUUUCUUCUACGACAUGUCGUAGGAGUACGGUGGUGGGGGAGGAGAUGAGUACGAUGAAUAAUAUGCAGCAGCGGCGGCCGGUGAGGGUGAUGGGGUCGUGCGUGACGGUGGACUGCGUGACGGACACGUGGGUGGGCGGAAAUGGACUAGGGCGUACGGACGUGGAGAGGAGGAUGAACCUGGAGAGGGACACGUGUCCGGGGUUUGUAUCGGACGGUACAGGGAGGGCGGUGUGGACGAAUGGGGCCUACAGGAGCAUGGUGGGGGAGCAGGAGGAAAGGGAGACGAUGGUGUGGCUUGUGACGAAGGAGAGGGCGGCGAAGGCGGUGGGUGUGAUGAGUAAUUACGACACGGCGGCAUUCUCGUGCAGGGUGAGGGUGCAGUACAGCGGGUGCGGUGGGUCGUCGGCAAGGGAUUGGAGCUCGUUGACACUGCCGUGUGACGUGUGGAGGAUGGAGAGUGGCGGGUUCGCGUGGAGGCUGGACGUGAAGGCUGCUCUUUGCUUGGGUCGGUAAACCGACAUGGUAAAAAGCCUAGCUAGAGAUGACAAAUAACUGAUGAGGAGUUGCUUUGCGUUUUAUUAGCAGUAAGCUUAAAUUAAUGACCGUAAUUAACAAGUGUGAAUUAUUUUUCCUUAUCGCAGUUGCUUUGCGUUUAAUUUCCUUACAUAGCUAGCUCCCUGUGAUCUGGUGAAAAGCAAAAUUUGAAUAUGUUCAAAUGUCAUGUACUUUUACUUUGGGUGCAGUCAAGAACAUUUUUUUCUUUCAA